Molecule: messenger RNA, 1782 nt
Organism: Indicator indicator
Lineage: Eukaryota; Metazoa; Chordata; Aves; Piciformes; Indicatoridae
Gene: SETD3
Product: SET domain containing 3, actin histidine methyltransferase
Exons: 12
Coding region: 1-1782 (593 amino acids)
Biological process (GO): peptidyl-lysine monomethylation; actin modification; peptidyl-lysine trimethylation
Molecular function (GO): protein binding; transcription coactivator activity; protein-L-histidine N-tele-methyltransferase activity
Source: RefSeq, a predicted model, not a curated record
AUGGGGAAGAAGAGCCGAGUGAAAACUCAGAAGUCAGGUACAGGAGCCACAGCAACAGUAUCUCCAAAGGAAAUGUUGAAUCUAAUUAGCGAGUUACUGCAAAAGUGCAGCAGUCCAACCCCAGGUCCUGGUAAGGAAUGGGAAGAAUAUGUACAGAUUCGCUCACUUGUUGAGAAAAUUCGCAAAAAGCAAAAAGGUUUGUCUGUUGUCUUUGAUGGAAAAAGAGAUGACUAUUUCCCUGAAUUAAUAAAGUGGGCAACUGAAAAUGGAGCAUCCACAGAGGGUUUCGAAAUAGCUAAUUUUGAAGAGGAGGGAUUUGGUUUAAAAGCAACGAGAGAGAUAAAGGCUGAAGAGUUGUUUCUGUGGGUUCCUAGAAAGCUGUUGAUGACAGUUGAGUCAGCUAAAAAUUCAGUAUUGGGAUCCCUGUAUUCUCAAGAUCGAAUUCUUCAAGCCAUGGGCAAUAUAACUUUGGCAUUUCAUCUUCUUUGUGAGCGAGCCAAUCCCAACUCUUUCUGGCUACCCUAUAUCCAGACACUCCCCAGUGAAUAUGACACUCCUCUCUAUUUUGAAGAAGAUGAAGUGCAGUACCUUCAGUCAACUCAGGCCAUACAUGAUGUUUUUAGCCAAUAUAAAAAUACAGCUCGACAGUAUGCCUAUUUCUACAAAGUCAUUCAGACCCAUCCUAAUGCCAGCAAACUGCCCUUAAAGGAUUCUUUCACUUACGAUGACUACAGAUGGGCAGUUUCCUCUGUCAUGACACGGCAGAACCAGAUUCCAACAGAAGACGGUUCCAGAGUUACAUUGGCUCUAAUACCUUUGUGGGACAUGUGUAAUCAUACUAAUGGACUGAUCACUACAGGCUACAACUUAGAAGAUGACCGCUGUGAAUGUGUAGCCCUUCAAGAUUUCAAGGCUGGAGAACAGAUUUACAUUUUUUAUGGCACUCGGUCAAACGCUGAAUUUGUGAUCCACAGUGGUUUUUUCUUUGAUAAUAAUUCACAUGACAGAGUGAAAAUAAAGCUUGGCGUGAGUAAAAGUGACAGGCUGUAUGCUAUGAAGGCAGAGGUCUUAGCUCGUGCUGGUAUCCCAACUUCUAGUGUUUUUGCCUUGCACUCCACUGAGCCUCCAAUCUCUGCCCAGCUUUUGGCUUUUCUUCGAGUGUUUUGUAUGAGUGAAGAAGAGCUGAAGGAACAUUUGAUAGGCGAGCAUGCUAUUGACAAAAUCUUCACUCUGGGGAACUCUGAGUUUCCCAUUAGCUGGGAUAAUGAAGUUAAACUUUGGACAUUCCUAGAAGCCAGAGCAUCCCUUCUUUUGAAAACCUAUAAGACAACCGUGGAGGAUGAUAAGUCCUUCUUGGAGACCCAUGACCUUACUUCACAUGCGAUAAUGGCUAUCAAAUUGCGCCUAGGUGAAAAAGAGAUCUUGGAGAAAGCAGUAAAGAGUGCAGCUGCUAGCCGAGAGUAUUAUACCAAACAAAUGGCAGAUGGAGCUCUGCUUCCUAAAUAUGAAGAGAGCAAUAUUGCCUUGCUGGAGAACACUGUGGCAGACUCUAGACUCCCUAUUGUCUUGAGAAACCUAGAAGAUGUGGAAGAGCAAGGGGACUUAAAGAUUGAUGAAACUAUUGAUGCUGAAGUCACAGAGAAUGGGUUUGUAAAUGGUGAAAACUCUCUAUUUAAUGGGACCAAAUCAGAAAGUGAAAAUCUAAAUAAAGAUGAAAGUACCAGAGAGACUGAAGAUGCCAAAGAAUCUUCUUCAGAAAGUACUGAUGAGGUUAAAGAAUAG